This is a messenger RNA of Prorocentrum cordatum, 893 nucleotides long. The record is from the annotation of a GenBank genome assembly. NCBI's taxonomy places the organism in Eukaryota, Dinophyceae, Prorocentrales, Prorocentraceae.
CAAUGAUCGGGUUGGGAGGAUGGGGUUGGGAGAGAUGAGCAUAUCAUUACCCGUAGGCGGCCGCAGUCCGUAGCCAUUUUGGCUCAAGCGGCCUCCCGACACGCGCGGGCGCCGGUGGGAGGCCCGGGAUGCCGUCCGUGGCCGUGUUUUUUGUGUUGGCGUUGGCCUUAGGCAUCGCCGCCUUUGUCGUUCGCUGGUACCUGGCCGCCUACCCGCGGCGCGUGACGGGCGCUGGCGGGGGCCCGUUCGACCCGAAGGUGCAGGCAGCCAUCGACAGCGACCCAGAGCUCAGAAAGAUGAUGGAGGACAUCAAGACGAACGGGCCCUCCGCGGCGCAGAAGUAUUUCGGCAACGAGGAGCUCAUGGUCAAGAUGAGCCGCAUCUCUGCGGCCUCUGGCCAGGUGCUGGGAGCCCCGGGCAGCAGCCGGGUGCCCGCUGCAGAGCCUGCGGGCCCCAGGGACGAGAAGCAGGAGCUGCGAAGGAGAGCGCAGAAGGACAGGCGCACGAAGGCGUCGCAGGGCAAGAGCGCCGCGCAGAUAGCGGCGUUCGAGAAGCAGCGCGACAAGGACGAUGCCGAGGCGUGGGAGGCGAUGCAGCGCGAGAUGGCGGAGCUGGAGAGCCGCAAGUGAGGCACGCCUCCUCUCCCUCCUCAUCCCUCUCCUCCACUCUGCCCGUCGGCAGGAGCUGGGGGAGUCGCAUUGCAUCCUGCCUUCUCCGCCACGAGGGUAGCGACAACAACAAAACAACAGCAAAAGAAAGUAGGCGGCCGAAGGCACCGUUCAUUGCACCCGGAUGCUGUUGCUCAUACCCUUCCUCCUCCCACUCCCUCCUUCCUAACACGAUAAUUGUUCUCCUCAAUAUGCCUCGGACCAUUUCGGAGAACGAGCAAUGAC